Molecule: messenger RNA, 687 nt
Organism: Oikopleura dioica
Lineage: Eukaryota; Metazoa; Chordata; Appendicularia; Copelata; Oikopleuridae
Source: the annotation of a GenBank genome assembly
AUGACUUCUUCACUGAAAGCUUUUGCCCCAGACCCUUACUUCGUUCCCGGCUAUGGAGGAUACGUCCCACAACAAGCCUUUCGAUACUCGAAAUCCUAUGGACGAACCACCCAUGAUAUCCUCAAUGACAAAGGAGUAAGAAGAAGCAAGACCUCUGUUUUAGACAAUCUCCAGGCUCCAUCUACUGAGCCGCGCGACUCCGGAAAGAUUUCGGGUUACACCGGACACGUUCCCGUUUCUCGGCAGUAUUUUGGACGGAGCUUUGUGCCCAAGGUGAACUUGUCAACAUCCGUCUUUAUUCAGCGUCGCCAUAACGAGGAAGACCUUAGAAAACGGCAAUUCGAAGCUCCCCUACAUCGGCUAGAACGAUCCCAGUCGACGAUUCUGCCCCAACUUGAACCAAAAACUACUUCAUCUGUUUCUGUUCCCGAUCUUGGAGUCAUAUCUGGCUACACUGGCUUCGUCCCGCGAAUUCAACAUCGUUUUGCGAAGUCUUAUCUCAACAGAGUGGAUGAAGCACGAAAUCUGCCGCGAAAGAUUGUCCUCUCCGACGUAAAAUUGAACGGUCACAAUUUCAGAAUUUACAAAGAAGACGGUCUGAUCCCAAAGUACACAGGAUUCGUGCCCGGGAAGCGAUUUGAACACGCGAGGACUUAUGGAAACACAACAAGAAGUCUUGCGGCAUAA